Molecule: messenger RNA, 3940 nt
Organism: Bombyx mori (domestic silkworm)
Lineage: Eukaryota; Metazoa; Arthropoda; Insecta; Lepidoptera; Bombycidae
Gene: Poxn
Product: paired box pox-neuro protein
Exons: 5
Coding region: 197-1264 (355 amino acids)
Biological process (GO): regulation of transcription by RNA polymerase II; anatomical structure development
Molecular function (GO): DNA-binding transcription factor activity, RNA polymerase II-specific; RNA polymerase II cis-regulatory region sequence-specific DNA binding
Source: RefSeq, a predicted model, not a curated record
GGAUCAGACCCGGUCCGGAUCGGGCAGAAGUCGCGCGUUUCCACGACCUCCGACGCGUCAUUAAAACGCGAAACGCGUGUGAUAAACUAACAAAUAGUACUUAUUUAGUUACUCAACUAUAUUAUUUGUAAACGCUCAGUGUUUGUUUGUUUAGUGCGUGAAGACUUCAAGAGGAUUCGAUAGCGACAUAUCCGGCAUGCCUCAUACAGGUCAAGCCGGGGUCAAUCAGCUAGGGGGCGUUUUCGUAAACGGUCGUCCCCUCCCCGACGUGGUUCGCAAGAGGAUUGUCGAGCUGGCCAUCAUGGGUGUCAGGCCUUGCGACAUCAGCAGACAGUUGCUCGUGUCCCACGGAUGCGUCUCCAAGAUCCUGACGAGGUUUUACGAGACCGGCUCGAUUCGGCCCGGUUCAAUCGGCGGAAGCAAGACUAAGCAAGUGGCAACUCCGACUGUGGUCAAGAAGAUACUCCGAUUAAAACAAGAGAAUCCAGGAAUGUUUGCGUGGGAGAUCAGAGAACGACUCCUCAGCGCUAGAGUGUGCGAACCACAUUCCAUACCGUCAGUAUCUUCAGUGAACCGAAUCCUUAGGAACAGCGGGCUGGCAUGGAAUGACGAUGAAGGCAGAGGACACGAACCCUAUGCACCGCCGGAACAGCCGCCAAAUGUGCUAGACUACAUGGCCCCAACGCUUCUACCGCAACAGAAUCCCCCCUACCUGAUCCACCCCGCAGUACGUGUGCCCCUACAGUCAACAGAACCCAGGAUUUACGACAGACGACUCGCCACAUCCUGGUUCCUGGCUAACCAAGUCCAGACCCAGGGACUGCUGAAGCCUUACCCGAUAUCGCCCUGGCAGCGUCUGGUUUCACCGUACGACAGCAAAGAAUUCCCACCAUACGCUUUGGCACUUCACAAUGACCUGCUCAAAAUGAAUUCAGAUGCUAAAUCAGAAGACUCCGAGCAUAUAUCGAUUGACGCCAGCGAUGAUAGCACAGAUAAGCCCGAACAAGAAGAGAUCGAACCGAAAACGGUCGACGAAAGGGAGAAAAAGAAGAAUCCAUAUUCAAUAGAAGAACUAUUGAAGAAGCCGAGCAAGAUGAACGUGAAACCUUGUUUUCGUUUCCUGCCUCACUCGAGCAGCAGCGUUGCUGAUAUGCAGGAAAAGGACAGCAAUAGAAGUUCACCAGCAAGCUUUUGCUCAAUGCAAAGCGGCGUAUCCAAUGAUUUCACGGAACCAAUCAGUUCGGAAAUAAAAGCGGGAAAUUGAUGAGAAAUAGGCCUUCCCCAAUGCCUUCUACAGAAUGCGGUUCUCCGCCUUCCGCAUCCAACGACUUCCCGCCGUGCGCACUAAGUCAUCAGUCCACCUGGUUGGAGGACGCCCCACGCUCCUGGUACCCAUCCGUGGCCUCCAUUCGAGGACUUUCCUCUCCCACCUGGCGUCGUUGGUUCGACAGACGUGACCGGCUCAUUGCCACUUUAGCCUGCUGACUUUGAGAGCUAUGUCCAGCAGUGGGCAGAUAAAGGCUGAUGAUGAUGAUGAGAAAUAUGGUCGAAUCCAACACAGAUAUAAUAUGAAGAAUAUUUUCGAAAGUUGAACAAUUAUCAUUUUUGUCUGCUAUAAUUCUCUUUCCUACAGUAGGUACUUAUGGUUUCUUCUGUAUUCUUUUGUGCGUUUUAGUCAUUCCAGUGAUUAAAUAAGUUAAGUCAGUUAAGACUAUAGUGAUUUUAUUUGUUGAUAACUCGUUUUUUUAAUUGUAAAUACAGAAUGAACAUUCUCCAAUGUAUGGUUUUAGAAUAAAAACAUUCAUUUCUCUAUUCAAAACAUCACCAUUCCAACAAUUAUAUCUUAUUAGACAUCUUAUUAAAUUAUAAUUUGCGUAAUUACUGGUGGUAGGAUGUCUUGUGACUCCGCACGGGCAAGGGCGGAUCCAGCUUUGGCGCCAGGAGGGGGUCACAUAGUCAGAUUUAGAUGCGUUCGUUCCCAGACGUUUGCCAUUAUACAAAGUUAUUAUAUUAUAUUAAAUUAAUUAAAUAUUGAAGGUAUGUAGUUACAUAAAAUCUGUAUGGUGACAAAAUAUAUAAAUAAAAUCAUUAUAUUCAAUUAGUGGUCCACCUAAGUCCUGGAACCAGCUCAGGGGGUGGUCAUGACCCCAUGACCCCCCCCCCUGGAUCCGCCAUUGCGCACGGGUAGGUACCACCACCCAGCCUAAUUCUGGCGUGAAGCAGUAACGCAUUUUGGUUUGAAGGGCGGGGCAGCCGUUGUAACUAUACUUGAGACCUUAGAACUUAUAUCUCGAGGUGGGUGGCGCAUUUAUGUCGUAGAUGUCUAUGGACGCCAGUAACCACUUAACACCAGGUGGGCUGUGAGCUCGUCCAUUAAUUUAAGCAAUAAAUAAAAACGGUAGAAUAGAUUUCUACCUAAGUUCUAUUUCCUGUGGUAUUGUGGACGAAAAAUGAAUCAUGUCCGUGUAAGUUUUUAAUAAUUAAGCAUUACCAUUCUUCCUUUAUUUUAGUGAGUAACAUAAAACUCUGCCAUAUGUAAAUUAUGUUAUUGAGAUUUUAGAAUAUAAUUCAAUUUAGGAUCUAAUAAAAUGAAUUUAGUAACUAGCCUUAGAUAAUUUAUUUGUAAAAAAAAAUAUUAUUUUGUGUAUUUUAUUGAUUGAUAAUAAGUUAAAUAGGAUUCCAUUAAUAUACUUAUGUAAUAUUAAUUUAGAGGAAAACAUAUAUGUAAGCUUAUGUUUAAAGUAAUUCUGUGAUAGUGUAUAUACAUAAUGUAAGUUUAAUACAUUGGAACGUAUGUUUGUGUCAUCUUAGCAUGAGUUCGCACUGUAGAAUAUUGCAUUUUAUCGUCAACACUUAGAACAUGUAGAACUAGUCUUAUUGUGUGUCUUUCGAUUUUCAUGAGACGUAGACGUAAUUAAAACUGUUUUACGGUUUAAUUUAACGUUUUUAUUAUCAUUAUAUUAUACUAGCUGUACCCGUCCGCUUCGCUGGGCAUUUAAAUUUAACAUUAUUAUUUCUCACCCCCCCAAAAAAAUACUCAUCAUUAACGCCCCCGCAACUGGUGUAGGGAGUACAAUACUCUUAUAAAUAUUAACCUAUGCGUUAAGUACAUGUAUUUUCUACAUGGAUACCAAGUUUCAAGUCAAUCGGAUGCACGGUUCAGUAGUUAUAACGGAACAUCCGUAAAAACCACUGUAGAUUUAUAUAUUAGUGUAAAUUACUCCCGACGUUACCUUAGAGUACCAAUACUUUACAGUUUCCGUGGACACGGGCGACGGUAAAAAUAGUGUUACGCGCUGGGGUUCAGAAUAAAUAAAAUUCUAUCCAAUUACAAGUUAACACUUCACUCAAUUCAACACUUUAAACACUUUAAAAUUCUCAAUUCGCUUCUUCCGCUUCGCUUCAGGUGAUCCAUUCACUGUUUCUAAUUGACUGCGUGCCAUCUCUGCAACGCUUUUAUAGUCGAGACGUUGCUAACACUAGCCCUAGCAAGAGCAGUGCUUCGCAGAAUCUACCACUGGAUCGGAAACGCGACCCACUGAGAAAAUCCGGCGAGAAACUAAGUGGGCUGUGUCUGUGGGUUAAUUUAUUCGUCAAGCCCUGCGUUUUAUUGCGGCCCUAGUGAUACACGUGACGGAUUUCUUAUAAUACUAGAAGAAAUAUAGAUAUAGUAAACAUUGAGUGAAGAGUAUUUCUUAUAGAAUGCGAUUAUUAGGUGCGGCACAAGCCCUGAAUAUAUUAGUGGUGAUUUUAGAGAAACUUCACAUCAAUAAAACCCUUCUAUAAUACAUGAAACACAUGCAAAACGUUUGUAUAUAAACUGUACUAUAUAGUCGUAAUAGUGUAAUAGUUCCGUAAAUUGUGUAUAUAAACAUAUUAAUAAGAAGUAAACAUAGCAUGUUCAAUUGUUUAUUCAAAUAAAUUAAAUAAACAAAUUACA